Solanum pennellii is the source of this 711-nucleotide messenger RNA. RefSeq lists its product as uncharacterized. Bases 1 to 711 code for a protein of 236 amino acids. NCBI's taxonomy places the organism in Eukaryota, Viridiplantae, Streptophyta, Magnoliopsida, Solanales, Solanaceae. Gene Ontology annotation, molecular function: nucleic acid binding. The transcript has 2 exons. The record is from RefSeq and is a predicted model, not a curated record.
AUGGGGAAUGGAUGUGAUUGGACCGAUAGAAUUAAAAGCAUCGAAUGGUCACAGGUUCAUCUUGGUGGAUAUAGAUUAUUUACAAAGUGGGUGGAAGCAGUAACUUUCAAGUCAAUGACCAAGAAGGUCGUGGUGGAUUUCAUCGAUUUCACCAUCAUCUGUCGGUUUGGUAUUCCAAAGGUGAUUAUAACUGAUAACGCCGCAAAUCUCAACAGCCACUUAAUGCAAGAGUUGCCUUUUGCUUUGUUGGGUUAUCGCACUACGGUCCGUACGUCAGUGGGCGCUACCCUAUAUUCAAUGGUAUACGGGAGUGAGGCAGUUAUACCUGCAGAGAUUGAGAUCCCAUCUUUAGGAAUUGUUGUGGAGGCUGAAAUUGAUGAUGAUGAGUGGACCAAAACUCAUUUAGAGCAAUUAAGUUUGAUUGAUGAGAAGCGUCUGACAUCAGUAUGUCAUGGACAAUUAUAUCAUAAAAGAAUGGCACAGGCAUACAACAAAAAGGUGCGUCCCAGACAUUUUGAAGAGGGUCAAUUAGUGUUGAGACGCAUUUUGCCACAUCAUGCUGAAACCAAAGGCAAAUUUUCUCCAAAUUGGAGAGGACCAUUCGUUGUUAAAAGGGUAUUACCCAAUAGUGCUCUUUACUUAGCAGAUAUAGAAGGAAAAGUGACAGAAACGGUCGUCAAUACUGAUGCUGUGAAAAGAUAUUACAAAUGA